Molecule: messenger RNA, 1722 nt
Organism: Penicillium bovifimosum
Lineage: Eukaryota; Fungi; Ascomycota; Eurotiomycetes; Eurotiales; Aspergillaceae
Product: pyridoxal phosphate-dependent decarboxylase family protein
Exons: 2
Coding region: 1-1722 (573 amino acids)
Biological process (GO): carboxylic acid metabolic process
Cellular component (GO): cytoplasm
Molecular function (GO): carboxy-lyase activity; pyridoxal phosphate binding
Source: RefSeq, a predicted model, not a curated record
AUGUCAGGCAUUGCGCAACCCACCGGUCGAGCUGAAGAGGUGCAAAGCCUUCUGAAAGCAGUUGAAGACCUUCUCAUUCCUUUUAUUCGGUCCGCGGACGAGUCUCUCGGAGACUCCCCCCAGAAAAAUGGCAGCAACGGCACAAAUGGACACAGCACCAAUGGCAACGGACACACCGGACCAGCCGGAACAUCGCUAGUAAACUACAAAACCCCGGAAGAAUUGCAAAAGAUCCUCCAACUUGAGAUCCCGGAGAAGGGCACCAAACAAGAAGGCCUCAUCUCAGUCUUGGAAAAAGUCCUAAAGUACUCAGUCAACACCUGGCACCAAGGCUUCCUGGACAAGCUGUAUGCAUCAACGAACGCGCCAGGUGUAGCAGCCGAGCUCAUCCUCGCUACCUUGAACACCAACGUCCAUGUCUACCAAGUCUCGCCCGCGCUGACAAUCAUUGAGAAAUUCACCGGACAGCGCUUGGCGAAUCUCUUCGGACUGAACGGGCCCCGGGCUGGCGGUAUCUCCGUACAGGGCGGAUCCGCAUCGAAUACCACCUCCAUUGUCAUUGCGCGCAACAACCUCUACCCGAGCACGAAAACCGACGGAAAUGGCGGGUACAAGUUCGUGCUUUUCACAAGUGCGCAUGGCCACUACAGCGUGGAAAAGGCAGCGCAGAUGCUGGGCUUUGGCAGCAGUGCUGUCUGGGGUGUUCCCGUUGACAGUGUGGGUCGCAUGAUCCCGAGUGAGCUCGAGAAGCUGGUCCAAAAGGCGCAGAGUGAAGGCCGCACACCGUUCUAUGUCAAUGCCACGGCCGGCACGACUGUCCUGGGCUCUUUCGACCCCUUCAAUGAGAUUGCAGCCAUCUGUCAGAAAUACAACCUGUGGUUCCACAUCGACGGUUCCUGGGGUGGUUCGUUCGUCCUCUCGCAAAACCAGAAGCACAAGCUAGCCGGUUCAGAAAAGGCAAACAGUAUCGCCAUCAACCCGCACAAAAUGCUCGGCGUUCCGGUCACAUGCUCGUACCUGCUAGCCUCCGAUAUCCGCCAAUUCCACAAAGCCAACACCCUCCCCGCCGGAUACCUGUUCCACAGCGAAGACGACGAGCCGACUACCAACGGCGAUGCAGCAAUCCCGGAGUCCGGAACCGAGAUCGAGUCCGCAGAAGUAUGGGAUCUAGCCGAUCUGACCCUCCAAUGCGGCCGUCGUGCGGAUUCGCUCAAGUUGUUCCUAGGCUGGACUUACUACGGUAAUGAGGGCUACCAGCAGCAAAUUGACUCGGCUUGCAGUAUCGCCGCUCAUAUGGCUAAUACCGUCGCACAACAUCCUGAUUUCAUCUUGAUCAGUGAGAACCCCCCGCCUUGUUUGCAGGUGUGCUUCUAUUAUGCACCGGGCAAGAAGUUUGUCUACCCGCGCGGCAUGGUCUCGGAUGAGAUCAUGCGUGGGAAGAAGAAUAGUAAGGUCACGGAGCAGGUGACGCAUGCGAUUGUGUCUAAGGGCUUUAUGGUGGACUUUGCGCCGCCUAGUGGUGAUGAGGAUGCGGUUGGAAAUGGGAAGUUUUUCCGCUGUGUGGCGAAUGUACAGACGACCAAGGAGACUGUUGAUGCACUUGUUCGUGCUAUUGAAGAGGUGGGGCCUGGGAUUGUUGAGCGUUUGAAGGCGAGUAACUCGAGUGUUCCGAGGAAGAGGCCUGGUGAGCAUGGUCACGGACCUGUUGUUCACCGUGUUUGA